This is a messenger RNA of Drosophila persimilis, 571 nucleotides long. RefSeq lists its product as uncharacterized. Bases 119 to 571 code for a protein of 150 amino acids. The transcript is spliced from 3 exons. Lineage: Eukaryota; Metazoa; Arthropoda; Insecta; Diptera; Drosophilidae. The record is from RefSeq and is a predicted model, not a curated record.
UCCUGUUUACUCGCGAUUUUCGGCACAUUCGCGACACCCAUCGCAGGCUGCAGUUAAGCAGCGCGCCGAGGCAUUCACGUGAAGCACUCAAAGCCUCGCAGGCACUCACAGCCGCUAUAUGGCACAAACGGACUUCGACUCGGACGGGGGUUGUACUUUCGAUUGUUGCGCAAUGGCCAAAUCGGUGGCACCAGCGCGAAACACCAAGGGAAGCGCCACAGCCGCUGCCACUGCCACAACCAUACAUACACGCAGGGGCACCACAACAGUCACAUUUGUGCUGCUGCUGGUCCUCUGCUGCUUGUGCGAUUACAACUAUGGAAGCUGGGCCUCACAGUGCUGGAGGAAGCACAACUCUGGCUCGAUUCAAACGGCAGAUGGUGAAUUUAAGCGACCAUUUGGUAUACUCUGCACAUACCGCUGCUUCCUCUGGUUUCCGCCGAUUUACCCGUACUGCGAAUUCAUUUUCGAUCUGCGCUUAUCGAGGCACUUCACGUCGUUCCCGGACUGCUACGAAAUACGCUGUAACGAGACGUUCACGUUCUUCGGUCACGAGCAGCAGAACUUCUGA